Penicillium samsonianum is the source of this 996-nucleotide messenger RNA. Its product is annotated as Mg2+ transporter protein CorA-like/Zinc transport protein ZntB. The record is from RefSeq and is a predicted model, not a curated record. NCBI's taxonomy places the organism in Eukaryota, Fungi, Ascomycota, Eurotiomycetes, Eurotiales, Aspergillaceae. The transcript has 4 exons. Bases 1 to 996 code for a protein of 331 amino acids.
AUGGAUGUUACUAUAUGUACAGAUUUCGCCGAUGAGGCUCAAAGUCACCUUAGUCUUGCUGUAGCGCUUAUUAGUUCACGGCUCACCAGCACGAUCAAUGGUUGGAUGCUGGUUAUUGUGUCACAGGAAUUCAUGAAACACGCUUCAAACAUAGCCAGACCACCAAACGAGGAAAUAACUCACGACAACUUCAAACUCCUUACAGAAGACCGCGAUAUACUCACUCCUGAGCUAUGGGUGAAUCUAAUGGAGCGUGAAGACCUUGACAACCUCCAACUGCUGUUGGUUCGAGAUAGGAAAGGCUUACAUGAGUCAGACGACUCUAGUGUUGAGAACAGCACAGGGGGAACGCACCGGAGUAACCAGAGAGUAUUCAAACAUGGAAGCAAUAUCAUAGGCAAGGUCGUGAACGAUGUACAGAAUGUCAUUCCAUCUAAGCAUUACAUUAUCGAUUCCUCUUCGGAAACCGAAGAUUCUGGGGCCGAAGGGGCAGAUCAAGUGCAACGAAAAACGACAGAGAAGCUCCCGGGAGCCAACGAGAACGAGGCGUUCAUUUCGCUGACGACAUCCAAGUUUGUGGAAGCAAGGGACAACAUCGAGAGCGCGGGUUCCCUCAGCCCUCCGCCGCCUGCUAGUGCGCCGUCGAUCAUUCAUCCAUUCUUCAAAUGGAAUGUGGUUUCAUAUAGCACUAGUCGUAAGCAGCAGCUUGUCCAGCAGGAGGAUGUGGCAGUGCUCCCGCUUGCGUCCUUACCGAAACAUGCACAACAGCAACCUUUGUCUCGCCCUCGACAACGACUAUCACAACCUGUGUCCCAACACCCACUUGCGCGGGAGUCUACUCGUCCUGUGAGUUUGGCACGCCGAACAACCAAUGCUGCUCGGGCUACUGUGCUGCUAACAAAUGCCGAUCGACGGAUGAUGAUUGGCCGCUUUGUAGUGAAGAUAAUGGUCCCUGCGUUGUCGAUCAACACUGCUGUUAUGGGAAUUCCUGCAUAA